Molecule: messenger RNA, 306 nt
Organism: Phycomyces blakesleeanus NRRL 1555(-)
Lineage: Eukaryota; Fungi; Mucoromycota; Mucoromycetes; Mucorales; Phycomycetaceae
Exons: 3
Biological process (GO): protein folding
Cellular component (GO): prefoldin complex; cytoplasm
Molecular function (GO): protein folding chaperone
Source: RefSeq, a predicted model, not a curated record
UACAAUCAAUACAAGGGUGAGCUCCAAUCACUUGCCCAGAAGAUUGGUGAACUUGAGUCAGAAGUAGAAGAACACAAGCUCGUGAUCGAUAGCAUCUCUCCUCUUGAACCUGGUCGCAAGUGUUUCCGUAUGGUUGGUGGUGUAUUGGUCGAGCGAACGGUUAAGGAAGUUCUCCCUGCUUUGGAGACCAACUACAAUGGUAUCCAGCAGGUCAUUCAAUCAUUAUUGCAAUCCUACAAGCGUAAAGAGCAGGAGUUUGUCGAAUUCCAAAAGAAACACAGCAUUCAAGUCGUUGCCAGACAGUAA